AUGUCAAAUCUAUAUCAACCCACUGGUAUAAACGUUCUUGUGAAUAGCAACUUGUGCGCCAUCAAGUACCCCCCCCCCAUUCCGAAUCGCCGCCGAAACUUUUUGGGUGAAUAUCAAUUCCGUCCUUCCGGUUCUUCCGUCAAUUUCACCUUAAUCGACGCUCUGACUUCAGACAAAGGCCCCAAUAUUCGCCUUGCCGAACAUUCUCCAUCCACUAGCGAGCCUGAAACACAUAGUGGAUUGUGGUCAGAGGGGAAUCUUGUAGUGGAUGUGAGCGACGACAUUGUCCAAAGUCGUGAUGGAUCGACGAAAGUCACAAGCUAUCGAGGCACAUCGUGGAACACCCAAUCAUUAAGCGGAACAAUGUAUACCAUCCGAAAUGGUAAAGAAGUACCUGUCGGUAACGCUGUGGUGAGCGCAAGUAUAAUCCCCAAGAGGACUCUGGUGGCGAGCACGGAUAUCGCCCCUGGAUCAUACUGGUUUCACUCCGAAGGUCUUGAACGGGGUAUAAAGGGACUAGAGUCAUACGACAGAAAAGCGAUCGUAAGGGAACUGUCGGUCCAAUCAAGUUGGUAUGCAUACUCCAACCCAAAUUCUGACCGCGAGGAGGGUAUACGAUAUGUAUCGUCCCGCAAUAGACCAAGAGAUUUGGCAGGUAUGAUCAGCGGUACGUUGAAUUAUAGGAUGAUGGAUGCAAAAGAUGCCAAGUCGAUGGAUAAAGAGGAUUGGGAUCGUUACGAUAUUGAUUUAGACUUCGAGGUGAAGGAGCAGGUUGUGAACUAG
Molecule: messenger RNA, 783 nt
Organism: Kwoniella botswanensis
Lineage: Eukaryota; Fungi; Basidiomycota; Tremellomycetes; Tremellales; Cryptococcaceae
Exons: 2
Coding region: 1-783 (260 amino acids)
Source: RefSeq, a predicted model, not a curated record